UCUGCUGUGACUUACUGGCAGUAGGACACCUAUAGUGAGCCAACAUGAUCUCCCAAACUAUGAAGAUGAUGAUGGUGGUGGUGGCUGGCUUGCUGGUGGUCACCCUGGCCCACGCUGACGCCUCACCCUCAAGGUACACGAGUUACGGUGGACACGGAGGUAGAUACUAUGGUCAUGGAAGUGGCAACAGUGGACAAAGCAGUAGCCACGGUGGACACGGAGGUAGAUACUAUGGUCAUGGAAGUGGCAGCAGUGGACAAGGCAGUAGCCACGGUGGACACGGAGGUAGAUACUAUGGUCAUGGAAGUGGCAGCAGUGGACAAGUCAGUAGCCACGGUGGACACGGAGGUAGAUACUAUGGUCAUGGCAAUGGCUACAGUGGACAUGGAAGCAGCCACGGUGGACAUGGUGGUUCACACUAUGGACAUGGCAGCGGGUACAGUGGACAUGGUCAUGGCUAUGGUGGACAUGGUCAUGGCUAUGGUGGACAUGGUCAUGGCUAUGGUGGACAUGGUCACGGCUAUGGUGGACAUGGUCAAGGCUACGGUGGAUACGGUUACGGCAGCGGCUAUGGAAGUUUAUACGGAGGACACGGUGGCGUAUAUUCAGUCAGCCACCUUACGGGGGGGCAUGGGGCGGGAGGCGGUUACUCUCAUGGAUAUGGUUACGGCAAAUAGAGUCAUGUCUGUGCUGGUGAGUCAACCCUUAGAGAGUUAUUGAGUACGAUAACUAAAUCAGCUGAGUAAGAUUACCAGUGUUAUUAUUUCCGAGUAGAAUGUUAUGAUAAGAACACUAAUAAUAAUGUUAUAUAUCUUGUUUUAAUAUUCUUAAUUUAUAUAUUAUAUUAGGUAAAGAUGUAUAUACUAUACGUGAUGUAUGGUGCUUCAGUAUUUAUGAUCGUUAACCACGUGUACAGAAGACGGUUUCUACACUACACAACAAUCAUCAGAGCUUAAGGUAAUAUUAUCAUCUCUGUAAUAUACUCAAUAAAGGUCUUUGUCCACAAGUAACUCUUAUACCACUUCCCCUCUCUCUCUCUCACUCUCUCACAGAUCAGUUAAAGAGUUCAUCAGACUAAACUUUUCACAAUAAAACAUUAGGAAGUAA
Molecule: messenger RNA, 1107 nt
Organism: Homarus americanus (American lobster)
Lineage: Eukaryota; Metazoa; Arthropoda; Malacostraca; Decapoda; Nephropidae
Product: keratin-associated protein 21-1-like
Exons: 2
Coding region: 45-677 (210 amino acids)
Source: RefSeq, a predicted model, not a curated record